CUGGGAUUAAAAUGGCGGACAAGAGAAAUGAUUCUGGUAGUGAAAAUGGGGGUGAAGAUACGGUAGUUGGGAAUGUCAGUAAGUUUCUCGUCAUUCCCACUGGUUACACUGGACAUCCUAAGAAGGGACAUUUAAUAUUUGAUGCCUGCUUUGAAAGCGGAAAUCUAGGUCGUGUUGACUACAUCUCAGAAUUUGAAUACGAUCUGUUUAUCAGACCAGAUACAUGCAAUCCUCGUUUUAGAGUCUGGUUUGACUUUACUGUGGAAAAUAUGAAGGAAUAUCAGAGAGUAAUUUUUAAUAUUGUCAACUUCAGCAAAACGAAGAGCCUGUACAGAGAUGGAAUGACACCAGUUGUGAAAUCUACAAGCAGAUCAAAAUGGCAACGACUUCCUUCAAAAAAUGUCUAUUACUACCGCUGUCCAGAUCAUCGUAAAAACUACGUAAUGUCAUUUGCCUUUUGCUUCGAUCGGGAUAAUGAGGUUUACCAGUUUGCUUACUGUUAUCCUUACACCUAUACUCGCCUGCAACAUUACCUAGAUAACCUGGAGAGAAGGAAUAUGGAUUACUUCAAAAGAGAUUUGCUUGGUCUAAGUGUGCAACAACGGCGUCUUGACCUCUUGACAAUAACAAACCCUGUAAAUCUCAAUCCAGGAGUAGAACAAAAGAUUGUUUUCAUCACAGCCCGCGUACACCCUGGGGAAUCACCUGCAUCGUUUGUGUGCCAGGGUUUUAUUGAUUUUCUUGUCAGCCAGCACUCAGUCGCCAAGGCUCUCCGGGAUGUUCUGGUCUUUAAAAUAGUACCAAUGCUUAAUCCUGAUGGAGUAUUUUUGGGUAACUAUAGGUGCUCUUUAAUGGGGUUUGAUCUAAAUCGACACUGGCAGGAUCCCUCUGCUUGGGCUCAUCCUACACUUUAUGGCGUAAAGCAGCUAAUUGUACAAAUGUAUGAUAAUCCGAAAGCAAGCAUGGAAUUCUACAUUGACAUCCAUGCACAUUCAACUAUGAUGAAUGGAUUUAUGUAUGGAAACAUCUUUGAGGAUGAAGAGAGAUUCCAGAGGCAAGCAGUCUUUCCCCGGCUUCUGUGCCAAAACGCUGAGGAUUUUUCAUUUUCCAGUACUUGCUUUAACCGAGAUGCAGUGAAGGCAGGCACAGGACGCCGCUUCCUUGGUGGUCUUCUGGAUGACACCUCCUACUGCUACACACUGGAAGUUUCCUUUUACAGUUAUGUAGUAGGAGGAACUACCAGCACAGUUCCUUACACAGAAGAAGCCUAUAUGAAACUUGGAAACAACUUGGCUCGAACAUUCAUGGAUUACUACAAAACAAAUAAUGUGGCCAGUACAAAAUCUUUAGCAACAGUAGCAACCUUCAGCCGAGAAAAAUCACCUGGCCUCAGACACACAAACCAUCAAAGCAAUGAAAACAGCUCAGAAAACAGCAAGACAACAGUCACUGGAACCCGGACACAAGAAAUAAAUCGAAAAGAUUUUCGCUCCCAGGCAUCAUAACAAUCUUUUAAACAGCUGUGAAAAAGGCAUAAUGUGGUAAAGCAGUCCAGAUAUAUCAUCAGAAGAGAAGAAAUAUUUAUGUGAUCAUAUUCACUUCCAACUUAAAUCUUAAUACCUGUGGUUAUCAGCAUCUUCUUAAAGCUCAAAGGUUUAUGUAUUGCAGAUUUGAAAGUUUGUAGGUUAAAUGCAGUAAGUAUUUAAAAGAGAGAAUCUUUGGGCUGCAGUGAAUUUCAAUCUGCACAAGUGCCUCUCAUCUCUGCAUUUCUGUAAAAAGGAAAGUUGAACGAUAGCUAACGCAUGGAAUUAACCUUCCCAUGACAUGGAUUAAUAUGCAAUAGAUGAAAGUGUUUGCCUAAAUUACCAUAUUUAAAUUGUUUCCAUGGUUAA
Messenger RNA from Rhincodon typus (whale shark), 1892 nucleotides. It is a transcript of the gene agbl4, whose product is annotated as AGBL carboxypeptidase 4. Gene Ontology annotation, molecular function: metallocarboxypeptidase activity; zinc ion binding. The record is from RefSeq and is a predicted model, not a curated record. NCBI's taxonomy places the organism in Eukaryota, Metazoa, Chordata, Chondrichthyes, Orectolobiformes, Rhincodontidae. The transcript is spliced from 13 exons. The coding region runs from base 12 to 1505 and encodes 497 amino acids. Gene Ontology annotation, biological process: proteolysis.